CCAUUUGUAACCAGUAACCAAAAAAGUGAACAAAACGUCAUGAAGAAGAUGACGUUGCCCAGAGGCAAGACUGAAUUGACGGACACGUGAAAAUAUUAGUUUGUAUGAAGAGCUCUGUUUUAUAUUGACCACUAAUAUCUCUGAGGUUGCUACCAUAGUCGAGUCCUACACACGUAUGGGAAGAUGUCAUCCACAUGCCAGGACCGAAGUGGCCGGUGGCAGGAGAUUCAGAAGGGACUACAGUUUAUUCAGUCUACCUUGCCUUUUCCUGGCACCCAGGAUCAGUAUGAGGAGUUCAUUAGGAGUUUGGUGAAGAAUUUGUUUGGUGAGGGAAAUGACGUGUUUCUUGAAGGCGAAUGGACGAGAUCUGUUGAAUUAUACACCGAGGCCUUGAACAUAGCAGAAUACGCAGAAUCGGAGGAUAUCAACAUCUCUCCAGAGAUACAGGAGAAGCUUCAUGCUAACCGUGCUUUAUCCUACUUAAACAUUGGUCUACAUGAUCAAGCCCUUGGCGACUGUGAACAAGCUCUUCAAAUGAAUAACAGCAACUACAGAGCACUUUACCGGAAAGCUCGAUGUUUAAAAGAGAUGGGAAGACAUCAGGAGGCAUAUGAGGCUGUUGCUAAAUGCUCAAUGGCGGUGCCUCAGGAUACUCAUGUGAUGGAAAUGACACAAGAGCUUGCCAAAAUGUUGGGACUAAAAAUUCGUAAGGCUUAUGUGAGAAGCAAGCCUGCCUUAAAUGUUUUGCCUGGUGCAAGCCUAUCAGGAGCAGUUAAUGAUAAGCAUUCUCAAAGCUCUUCUGUAGAGGACAUUGAAAUGGAAUUGGGCCAGUCUACGCAGAGUAUGGCCGGUCCGGACAGCAUGCCGGAAUGUUCUGCUGUGAGCGAGACGGCCGAUGUAGAGUCUCAGCCUCUCGUCGGUGUGAUCUCACCACCAGUCAUUCCAAUUGAAUCCCAUAAACCAGAGCCUGUACCAAUGCCCCUUCACAUGCCUAUGGUUAAUGGGACCAGACCCACUGACUCUUACACAGUCCCAGAGCCUCGAAUAGACUAUGAUGCAGAUAUUAUUGGAGAUGAUUUGGAUGAGCUGUUGGACAGAGCAAGUCCUCCCGAGUCAUCUUUGGAUAUUCCUACAGUAGAUGGACCUAUUCCUUUACCCACCAGUAUUGCUGCCAGUAGUUCACUGCAGAGUCCUUUGCUCAUGCCAUCCCAUUCAAGUCACUCAUUUAUGAACAUGGUCCAGCAGUACACGGUUAAUUUGCCCGCACCCUACAACAAGCCUCAACCUAUUUCAACCUAUUCUCUUGGUCUGGACACAUUUUCAGCUCUGGAUUCAUUGGAUAGUUUGUCUAUUUCAGAUCCUCAGACAGAUCAAGCUUUUAGCCAGCAUCACUUUAUGUCGCUGGCCAGCAGUGACAUGCCCAUGCCAGGCAUUCCGCCCAUCGGGACCGGUUUCAGCACAUCAAUGCAAGAUUAUCCCCCGCAGCUGGAUCUUGCCAAGAACCCACUCGCUGAUAGCCACGAUUUUAAACAGGCCUGUUCUUCAUGCUACAUUAAAACUGGACCUGGAGUACUGGAUUACACCUACCAUCCAGAGGACCACAAAUGCAAAAAAGAUUUGCUGUUGGGAAGGCGGAGGCAUGACGAGCUCCCAACGUGGAAACUUAUUCGCCCGAGACCCACUAAAAACCAGUACAUGGGGCCUUAUUAUAUUUGUAAAGAUGUAGCAAAUGGGGAAGAAUGCAGAUAUCUUGGACACUGUACUUUUGCUUAUUGCCUAGAAGAAAUUGAUGUAUGGACCCUGGAACGCAAAGGCUUCAUUUGUAGGGAGAAUCUGUGUGAUCCUUAUGGACCUAGACCUAAGAUCAAUUUGACUGUUCCCAAAAUCCUACAGGAGAACCAUGGGAUAUUUAUGUUUCUUUGUGAGGUUUGCUUUGAUCACAAACCCAGAAUAAUCAGCAAAACCAAUAAGGACAACCCCAGUCUAUGCUCUCAUCCUGUGACAAAGCAUGCAUUUGAGGAAAAGAAGUGCCUUGUACAUAUUUUGAAGGAUAAAACGGUUAGGUACUCCAAAAUUCGUCCCUACCACCCUUUCUGCCAGAUGGAUCUGUGUAGGCAUGAAGUGCGUUACGGAUGCCAGCGUGAGGAUUCCUGCUUUUACGCCCACAGCCUCAUCGAGCUCAAAGUGUGGAUGAUGCAGAGUGAACAGGGCACCUCACCAGAAAGUAUUGUUCAAGAGUCCCAGAAAUAUUGGAAUAUGGAUGCUGCUCCUCAGGAGCUCCCAUCAGCCCUGCGAAGAUUUGGUCCACCCAACCUAAAGUUGCAGUUUGUGUGCAGCCAGUGUUGGAGAAACGGCCAAGUCAUUGAGCCAGACAAAAAUAAAAAGUACUGCAGCGCCAAGGCCAGGCAUCCUUGGUCUAAAGAGAGACGGGUGGUUCUGGUUAGCUCCAUUGAACGGAAGAAGUGGACAACAGUUCGACCACUCCCAACAAAAAAGCCUGUUCCUGCUCAGUUUGAAAUUUGCAUGCAUGUGUCGGCUGGUAAAAAGUGUCAGUACAUUGGAAACUGCACGUUUGCGCACAGCACAGAGGAGAGAGAUUUAUGGACUUUCAUGAAGGAAAACAAUAUUGCAGACAUGGAACAGCUUUAUGAGAUGUGGCUUCAGUCUCAGAGACCGGGCUGGAGUGAGGAGACCUCCAACAGUUCUAUGAGGGAGAAUGGCAAACAGAUUCAUAUGCCCACAGACUAUGCUGAGGAAAUGGCUGGAAACCACUGUUGGUUGUGUGGGAAAAACUGCAACAGCGAGAAGCAGUGGCAACAGCACAUAACCUCAGAGAAGCACAAAGAGCGAGUGUUCAACUCUGAAGAUGAUCAGAACUGUUGGCAGUAUCGCUUCCCCACGGGCACUUUCAGAGUCUGCGAGUGGUACCUUCAGGGCACUUGCACAGAGGAGGAACUUUGUAAGCUGGCACACGGAGAGGAGGAGUUGAAAGAGUGGAAGGACAGAAGGGAAUUUCUUUUGAUGAAACUUGCCAAAGCCCGAAAAGAUCACUUAAUAGCACCCAAUGAUAAUGACUUUGGCAAAUAUAGUUUUCUGCUUAAAGAUAUUAUGUAAUGUUUUAAUUAAUUUGACAGUUAAUGCAGGGUGUUCUGGAACUUUAAUGUCUUGGGUUCAGUAUUGACUUUGGCGAGCAUGGUGGUAGCUCUCCGUGAUGGGGGACACGAUGCUCCUCCCAGAUUUUCGUGAAAAGCACAGAGCUGGCCUUGUGUUCUGAGUAAUCACGGCUUUGCUGCUUUUAUCACCGGUUAAAAUCAACGCACCGUCGCCUUUUAUGUUUUUUGUUAUUAACUAGCACAAAGCAGAUCACCUUUCAGGAGCUGGAAUUCGGAUUUGGUCCGGGAGGCCUCAAGCAGUGCGUUAUACGACAGGAGAGGAGUUUUAUUGAGAAACUCUUGGGAUUCCCAUUGAAGGUUUUCAACACACUAUCCUGCAUCUGCUUGUUUGUUAGUUUGUUGUUGUUGUUGUUUUUUUUUUUGAUUGGGUCUUGUAUCUUUGUUCUUCACCAAAUGAGUAUGUUCUUACAAUUGCUGUGUUUAUGUCUGUUGGUAUUAUAUGGACCAACAUAAACACAAAAAAGUUUUUAUUUUCUUAUCUGUUGUUUCUGAAAACACAACUGUAUUAUGGAAAUAAUACCAUGUAUGUGUAUUAAUAAAGGACUGAAAGAGUGAAGAUGGCAUCAUUCAAGUGAAAAAUGUUUAUUUCAAGACCCGUUUUAAAGGAGAUAUAUUUAUUAACCUGCUAACUGCAUCUCUAUGGUGAAUAAUAAAUGCAUUAUGACUCGAG
Paramisgurnus dabryanus is the source of this 3843-nucleotide messenger RNA. RefSeq names its product zinc finger CCCH-type containing 7A (gene zc3h7a). The record is from RefSeq and is a predicted model, not a curated record. Gene Ontology annotation, biological process: miRNA processing. Gene Ontology annotation, molecular function: metal ion binding; protein binding; miRNA binding. NCBI's taxonomy places the organism in Eukaryota, Metazoa, Chordata, Actinopteri, Cypriniformes, Cobitidae.